AUGGGAGUAAUUCACCAGGGACUUGGAACCUAUUACAGCUCCAAUAAUUCAGUUACAGAGGGAGGUUUCCUGCUAUAUAAACCCCUGCCAGCCUUCCGAUGGUCAUCAGUUCACCAGCUUCUCUCACUGAACUCUUCUUACUCUUCUUACCACCACCAACUCUUCGACAUGUCUCGAGUACUCUUUCUCUCUUUCCUCGUCAUCGCCUUCGCCAUGCUCGUCUUCGACGUCGCCUCUGCAUCCUACAAGAAACCACCCUUCAACGGUAGCAUCUUCGGCAAGAGGUCCGGACCACCAACAGACUAUGAAAACGCCGGCAAAGCCCUUUCCACAAUGUGCGAAAUUGCAUCCGAAGCCUGCGCAGCUUGGUUCCCAGUCCAAGAAAACAACCUCAACUAAAUUUACUUCUGCUGUGAAAACAGUUUUAUUUUUUAUUGCUAAUCAUAAAAUACUCAUAGUAAAAUAAUAAUUAUUAUAGAGAUGUAGUUUUAAUGAAUAAAUAUGUGAAAAAAUAA
Molecule: messenger RNA, 515 nt
Organism: Nezara viridula (southern green stink bug)
Lineage: Eukaryota; Metazoa; Arthropoda; Insecta; Hemiptera; Pentatomidae
Source: the annotation of a GenBank genome assembly